Messenger RNA from Arachis stenosperma, 849 nucleotides. Its product is annotated as MADS-box protein EJ2-like. NCBI's taxonomy places the organism in Eukaryota, Viridiplantae, Streptophyta, Magnoliopsida, Fabales, Fabaceae. Gene Ontology annotation, molecular function: protein dimerization activity; DNA-binding transcription factor activity, RNA polymerase II-specific; RNA polymerase II cis-regulatory region sequence-specific DNA binding. The record is from RefSeq and is a predicted model, not a curated record. The transcript has 8 exons. Gene Ontology annotation, biological process: positive regulation of transcription by RNA polymerase II. Gene Ontology annotation, cellular component: nucleus. The coding region runs from base 1 to 732 and encodes 243 amino acids.
AUGGGAAGAGGGAAGGUCGUGCUGAAGAGAAUAGAGAACAAGGUAAAUAGGCAAGUGACAUUUUCAAAGAGAAGAAAUGGGCUUCUGAAGAAGGCAUAUGAGCUUUCAGUGCUUUGUGAUGCUGAGGUUGCUCUCAUGAUCUUCUCUAACCGUGGCAAGCUCUAUGAGUUCUCUAGUUCCUCCAGCAUGAUGAAAACCAUAGAGAGAUAUCAUAUGUACAAUUAUAGCUUGCCGCAAACCACUCAAGUAAGAAACCAUGACACUCAGAACACUUAUCAGGACUAUGUGACGUUAAAAGCAUAUGUAGAACUCUUACAAAGUUCACAGAGGAACCUUCUUGGAGAGGAUCUAACCAAAAUGACUUCAACAGAACUUCAGCAGCUUGAAAAUCAAUUAGAGUCGGCGUUGACGAAUAUUAGGUCAACUAAGACUCAGUUCAUGCUUGAUCGUCUUACUGAUCUUCAAAAUCGGGAGAGAGCGCUUGUUGACGUUAAUACGGCUUUAAGAACUAAGUUGGAAGAAAUUCAGAAUUUACAAGUUCCUCUGAGGCUGGCUUGGGAUGGGGAAGGGCCUAACAAUAACAACCAAUGCACUCAUCACUUUUCUCCUCAAUCAGAUUUUACUUUCCAAACUCUUGGGGUUAAUCCCAAUUCGCACAUCGGGUAUAAUAAUCCCAUGGGUGAUGAUGAGGAUGGAAAUGUUGAAGCAUGCGUCUCUGGUUGGAUGCUAUAACAAAAUUCAAUUCAUAUUUUGAGCAUAACCUAAUCUAAAUUGGAUUUGGAUUUGGAUUUGUGACACUAUAAUGAUGCAAAAGGUGGUAAUACUUCCACAAAAUCAACAUUGUAUGGC